UUUAUGUAUGUAGUGCAUUUACGACAUCGAACAUUCAACGUUCGUAAUUAUUUAUUGCGUAUUACAAACAACUUACUUAGAAGCCUACCGACUUUUAAUUUCCUCACAAGACAUACUCAUCAAUCCCCCCCCCAUUAAACACCCACCCCCAAUCAGCACAAAAUCAAUAAAUUCAGAAAUGUCAGCUCCAACAGAAGCCCAGAUCGCUCAUCAAGAGCUGAUCGACAAGCUCGACAUUCACUCCAUUCACAAGACCUUCCGCAACCCUCACUGGCGCCCGAACCAGCGCCGCAACAAGAACAUCAAGACCAUCCUCGGCGACGCCUCUCGCAAAGAGGCAUCCAUCGUCGCAACCCCCCAAGACAACAGCGGCACCGCCACCCCAGCCCAAGGAGGCGACGACGGUCUUUCCACCAGCGGCUCCUCCACGCCCCUUCAAAAGGAUGCCGCCGGCAACAACAACUCGAACAGCCUACAGCCGAAUCUCGCGCAAGCGUCCCGCAGCCUUUCGAAACUUGUCCUCGAGAAGACGCUACGAUCCGGCGGUACCAGCGGUGGUGCGGGUGCGCCCGUCUCAGCGCCGAGCGCGACCUACACGAACAUCGAGUCGGCCCCAUCCCUAGCACACACGAGGAGAUACUGCGACAUCACUGGUCUCCCAGCCCCCUACUUGGACCCGAAGAGCCGGCUGCGAUAUCACAACAUGGAGGUGUUUGGCUUUAUCCGCACCUUACCGCAAGGCGCGGCUGAGCAGUAUUUGGAGGCAAGAGGCGCCCAUACGAUAUUGAAGUGAAAGAAUCACAUGUAGUCAUUGGGAUUUUUUACGUGUUACACACACAUACACACAUUUCACCAUAAUACGAAGCUACGCUAAACGAUUGUGCUAUAACUACUCUAUCGGGAAUAUUGAACGUAUGGGACUUGGUUGCUGCUUUGCGUAAGGAAUACAAUGCAGUCUCUUAGGAAAAGAGAUCUUGAACUGUUGCUUCCUGAAGCAAGAGAAAUCCGACAAAAUGGAGAAUGUUUGACCACGAAGUCAAGCCUAUCCUAUGCAUCAGUC
This is a messenger RNA of Hypoxylon fragiforme, 1060 nucleotides long. RefSeq names its product YL1 nuclear protein C-terminal domain-containing protein. The record is from RefSeq and is a predicted model, not a curated record. Gene Ontology annotation, biological process: chromatin remodeling. Bases 179 to 793 code for a protein of 204 amino acids. The transcript has a single exon. Lineage: Eukaryota; Fungi; Ascomycota; Sordariomycetes; Xylariales; Hypoxylaceae. Gene Ontology annotation, cellular component: Ino80 complex.